This is a messenger RNA of Closterium sp. Yama58-4, 3414 nucleotides long. Lineage: Eukaryota; Viridiplantae; Streptophyta; Zygnematophyceae; Desmidiales; Closteriaceae. The record is from the annotation of a GenBank genome assembly.
AUGCGCACUGCACAACCCAUCGGGGCACAAACCAGACUCGAGUUUAGGUCUUCCACGCCAACCUCACCUCAUCGCUGCUCCUUGGGGGCGUUGCGCGCCGCUCAACCCUCCGCCAACCAACUCACCGCUCUGACCGCACCUCACCUCCCUCCCUGCAUGCUCACCUCCCUCCCUGCAUGCUCACCUCCCUCCCUGCAUGCUCACCUCCCUCCCUGCAUGCUCACCUCCCUCCCUGCAUGCUCACCUCCCUCCCUGCAUGCUCACCUCCCUCCCUGCAUGCUCACCUCCCUCCCUGCAUGCUCACCUCCCUCCCUGCAUGCUCACCUCCCUCCCUGCAUGCUCACCUCCCUCCCUGCAUGCUCACCUCCCUCCCUGCAUGCUCACCUCCCUCCCUGCAUGCUCACCUCCCUCCCUGCAUGCUCACCUCCCUCCCUGCAUGCUCACCUCCCUCCCUGCAUGCUCACCUCCCUCCCUGCAUGCUCACCUCCCUCCCUGCAUGCUCACCUCCCUCCCUGCAUGCUCACCUCCCUCCCUGCAUGCUCACCUCCCUCCCUGCAUGCUCACCUCCCUCCCUGCAUGCUCACCUCCCUCCCUGCAUGCUCACCUCCCUCCCUGCAUGCUCACCUCCCUCCCUGCAUGCUCACCUCCCUCCCUGCAUGCUCACCUCCCUCCCUGCAUGCUCACCUCCCUCCCUGCAUGCUCACCUCCCUCCCUGCAUGCUCACCUCCCUCCCUGCAUGCUCACCUCCCUCCCUGCAUGCUCACCUCCCUCCCUGCAUGCUCACCUCCCUCCCUGCAUGCUCACCUCCCUCCCUGCAUGCUCACCUCCCUCCCUGCAUGCUCACCUCCCUCCCUGCAUGCUCACCUCCCUCCCUGCAUGCUCACCUCCCUCCCUGCAUGCUCACCUCCCUCCCUGCAUGCUCACCUCCCUCCCUGCAUGCUCACCUCCCUCCCUGCAUGCUCACCUCCCUCCCUGCAUGCUCACCUCCCUCCCUGCAUGCUCACCUCCCUCCCUGCAUGCUCACCUCCCUCCCUGCAUGCUCACCUCCCUCCCUGCAUGCUCACCUCCCUCCCUGCAUGCUCACCUCCCUCCCUGCAUGCUCACCUCCCUCCCUGCAUGCUCACCUCCCUCCCUGCAUGCUCACCUCCCUCCCUGCAUGCUCACCUCCCUCCCUGCAUGCUCACCUCCCUCCCUGCAUGCUCACCUCCCUCCCUGCAUGCUCACCUCCCUCCCUGCAUGCUCACCUCCCUCCCUGCAUGCUCACCUCCCUCCCUGCAUGCUCACCUCCCUCCCUGCAUGCUCACCUCCCUCCCUGCAUGCUCACCUCCCUCCCUGCAUGCUCACCUCCCUCCCUGCAUGCUCACCUCCCUCCCUGCAUGCUCACCUCCCUCCCUGCAUGCUCACCUCCCUCCCUGCAUGCUCACCUCCCUCCCUGCAUGCUCACCUCCCUCCCUGCAUGCUCACCUCCCUCCCUGCAUGCUCACCUCCCUCCCUGCAUGCUCACCUCCCUCCCUGCAUGCUCACCUCCCUCCCUGCAUGCUCACCUCCCUCCCUGCAUGCUCACCUCCCUCCCUGCAUGCUCACCUCCCUCCCUGCAUGCUCACCUCCCUCCCUGCAUGCUCACCUCCCUCCCUGCAUGCUCACCUCCCUCCCUGCAUGCUCACCUCCCUCCCUGCAUGCUCACCUCCCUCCCUGCAUGCUCACCUCCCUCCCUGCAUGCUCACCUCCCUCCCUGCAUGCUCACCUCCCUCCCUGCAUGCUCACCUCCCUCCCUGCAUGCUCACCUCCCUCCCUGCAUGCUCACCUCCCUCCCUGCAUGCUCACCUCCCUCCCUGCAUGCUCACCUCCCUCCCUGCAUGCUCACCUCCCUCCCUGCAUGCUCACCUCCCUCCCUGCAUGCUCACCUCCCUCCCUGCAUGCUCACCUCCCUCCCUGCAUGCUCACCUCCCUCCCUGCAUGCUCACCUCCCUCCCUGCAUGCUCACCUCCCUCCCUGCAUGCUCACCUCCCUCCCUGCAUGCUCACCUCCCUCCCUGCAUGCUCACCUCCCUCCCUGCAUGCUCACCUCCCUCCCUGCAUGCUCACCUCCCUCCCUGCAUGCUCACCUCCCUCCCUGCAUGCUCACCUCCCUCCCUGCAUGCUCACCUCCCUCCCUGCAUGCUCACCUCCCUCCCUGCAUGCUCACCUCCCUCCCUGCAUGCUCACCUCCCUCCCUGCAUGCUCACCUCCCUCCCUGCAUGCUCACCUCCCUCCCUGCAUGCUCACCUCCCUCCCUGCAUGCUCACCUCCCUCCCUGCAUGCUCACCUCCCUCCCUGCAUGCUCACCUCCCUCCCUGCAUGCUCACCUCCCUCCCUGCAUGCUCACCUCCCUCCCUGCAUGCUCACCUCCCUCCCUGCAUGCUCACCUCCCUCCCUGCAUGCUCACCUCCCUCCCUGCAUGCUCACCUCCCUCCCUGCAUGCUCACCUCCCUCCCUGCAUGCUCACCUCCCUCCCUGCAUGCUCACCUCCCUCCCUGCAUGCUCACCUCCCUCCCUGCAUGCUCACCUCCCUCCCUGCAUGCUCACCUCCCUCCCUGCAUGCUCACCUCCCUCCCUGCAUGCUCACCUCCCUCCCUGCAUGCUCACCUCCCUCCCUGCAUGCUCACCUCCCUCCCUGCAUGCUCACCUCCCUCCCUGCAUGCUCACCUCCCUCCCUGCAUGCUCACCUCCCUCCCUGCAUGCUCACCUCCCUCCCUGCAUGCUCACCUCCCUCCCUGCAUGCUCACCUCCCUCCCUGCAUGCUCACCUCCCUCCCUGCAUGCUCACCUCCCUCCCUGCAUGCUCACCUCCCUCCCUGCAUGCUCACCUCCCUCCCUGCAUGCUCACCUCCCUCCCUGCAUGCUCACCUCUCUCCCUGCAUGCUCACCUCUCUCCCUGCAUGCUCACCUCUCUCCCUGCAUGCUCACCUCUCUCCCUGCAUGCUCACCUCUCUCCCUGCAUGCUCACCUCUCUCCCUGCAUGCUCACCUCUCUCCCUGCAUGCUCACCUCUCUCCCUGCAUGCUCACCUCUCUCCCUGCAUGCUCACCUCUCUCCCUGCAUGCUCACCUCUCUCCCUGCAUGCUCACCUCUCUCCCUGCAUGCUCACCUCUCUCCCUGCAUGCUCACCUCUCUCCCUGCAUGCUCACCUCUCUCCCUGCAUGCUCACCUCUCUCCCUGCAUGCUCACCUCUCUCCCUGCAUGCUCACCUCUCUCCCUGCAUGCUCACCUCUCUCCCUGCAUGCUCACCUCUCUCCCUGCAUGCUCACCUCUCUCCCUGCAUGCUCACCUCUCUCCCUGCAUGCUCACCUCUCUCCCUGCAUGCUCACCUCUCCUUCGGCCAACAGGGCUCUCUUCCUGCCACCACACCUCUCACCCUACAUGUUCACCUCUGGAUAA